UAAUGAAAAACUUGCUGUAUUGACAUGGAAACUGUUUCCAUAAUUGGAUUCUGCAGGAGGAAAUGUGAUGCUCCCAUAUUCCACCUAGCCCUUUCCAUCCAUUAGUCUUUCCAAGCCAGAGAGAUAGAUGCAGAAAUUGCCAAACCAAGUGGUGAUUGCCUGGACACUUGAAGUCCUUGUUUUGUUUGAGCCACACAUUUGCUUGUUAGGUAGUUCAUCUGUAUGCUGGGACCGGCAUGCUUUGUCUUGCACAUCCGCACAUGCCUAAUUCUGGUAGUGCUUUUAAUCCAACCAAAUCACCAAACUGAUCCUUCUGGAUAUUGAAGAUUAACAUUAGAAUUAGAAGAAGAUUCAAACUUUCAUAUUUAAGUUGAGUGCUUAUCUAUACUUCUGUGUGGAUCUCAAAAACUAGGCAUGAAUAUCAUCCACCUGCUUUGUGCCCUAUGUGUCAUGAAACCAAAUAGCAGAAAACACCACCUGUACGCUCCCAACAUAGCCAAAAAUGCACACUAUCAUCCAAGUCUCACAUGGCUUUGCGCCCAUGAAUAGAUACACCAGGAAAGCUCCAUUUACCCGAGUGUCUCUAACCCUGUAAAUGUGUAUACUUAUAUAUAUACUAAUAACCCACAUCCAUUGCCUUGUAUUGAGCUCUAAGCCAAACCCAUUUCAGUGACCCAAGUUCUAACAUUUCCCCAUUCUUAACAAAGGCACUGCACCAUGAUCAAGAUGGCAAAGAAGUGGCAGAAGCUAACUUCAGUGAGGAAACAGAUUUCACUGCAGAGAAGAAAUGGAGAUAUUGCAUAUACUGACAGCAGCAGUAGUACUACUUCAUCAAGAGCUGAGAAGGGCCAUUUUGUUGUCUACACAAUAGACCAGACCCGGUUUGUGUUUCCCAUAGUGUAUCUCAGCAACCACAUCUUCAGAGAGCUCUUCAAGAUGUCUGAGGAAGAGUUUGGAUUGCCCAGAGAUGGACCCAUCAUGCUGCCAUGCGAUGCGGUCUUUAUGAACUAUGUAGUGUUCUUGAUAAAGCGGCGUGUGACUAAAGACAUGGAGAAAGCUCUGCUCAUGUCCAUGGCUACUAGUCAAUGCUCACGGUGUCAUUCUCUUUUUCAAGAAGAAAGCAGUCAGCAUGUGCUUCUCCGUGGCUUCUGAAUGAAUUAAACCUUACAAGUUUUUGUAUAUAAUCUACUAAUUUGAUGCUACAAAAAAUUUGAUUUCUUUCUUCAUUCUUGAAUGUAUCAGCUGAAGGAAAAAGAUUUGACUAUAUGUGUGAAAUUAUUCUCAUGUUGUAUGCAUCUAGGAUUCGUCAGUAUACGUGACUACACUGGUUUGGAUGUCUUCAAUCAAUUCAUGGUUUGGGUAGAGUCCUUGGUCUUUCUUGCUAUGAAGUAGAAUAUUCAAACAAAAGGUGCAGCCUCCACAUGUGACCAUGGCCAGCAUGGGAAUGGCCAAGAGUGGCAAGUUGGCUGCAAAAUGAUGUUCACAAUGUUUGCUGCAUGGCUGAAGUGUCAGCGUGGUGGACAUUGUUGUCACAUUAUUUAAUGUUGUAGGUCAAAAUUGAUGACUGGACAUCAU
Messenger RNA from Vitis vinifera (wine grape), 1575 nucleotides. Its product is annotated as auxin-responsive protein SAUR64-like. The transcript has a single exon. Gene Ontology annotation, biological process: response to auxin. NCBI's taxonomy places the organism in Eukaryota, Viridiplantae, Streptophyta, Magnoliopsida, Vitales, Vitaceae. The coding region runs from base 718 to 1152 and encodes 144 amino acids. The record is from RefSeq and is a predicted model, not a curated record.